GGUCCACCACCCUUUAUAAUAGUCACUUACCUCUCGUCCUGACUUACAGUUACAGCACACCUAAAUCUACAAUUGCCAGUUGAGCGAACAUCGUAAUAAUAAUAAUGGCAACCGCAGCUCUUGUGGGAAGCACCGGGCUUGUCGGCUCGAAUAUCCUGUCUCAACUCCUUGCCCACCCCUCCUUCUCGUCCGUAUACGCCUACACGCGUCGCGAACUUAGUAACCCCACUGCCAGCACGAAGCUCACGCCACUUUCCUCAACCGAUAGCUCGACAUGGCCGUCUCUCUUCCCAACUGCACCCACGCCCACCAUCUUCUUCUCGGGCCUUGGGACUACGCGCGGACAGGCCGGCGGCCUCGAAAACCAGCGCAAGAUCGACCUCGACCUGAACUACGACCUUGCAAAGGCUGCGAAGGAGGCCGGAUGUGACACAUACGUUCUAAUAUCUUCUGCAUCUGCGAGUUCUCAAUCCAUGUUGGCAUACUCUAAAAUGAAAGGCGAGCUAGAAGACAAAGUCAAGGACCUCGGGUUCAAGCACACCGUCUUCCUGCGCCCUGGGUUGAUUGUGGGCACGAGGCAAGAUAGCAGAGCUCCCGAGGCUGUGAUGCGGGGUUUAGCUACCGGGCUAGGAAAGCUGAGCCCAAUGUUAAAGAACAGCUGGGCUCAGGAUGCGGAUGUGAUUGCCAGGGCGGCGGUGAAUGCAGGCCUGCAGUGUGUGGAUGGGAAGAAGGAAGAGGGGGUUUGGGUGUUGGGGCAGAAGGAGAUCAUACGGUUGGGAGAGGAGAAAAAAUGAGGGGCUACGGGUUACCGGGAGGGGGGUGCUGAGGAGAGGGGGAGAACUGCCAGCAUCGACCUGCCGGAGCUUGGGGGAUGGGAUUCUGAAAUGCCAUAGCAAAUGGGGCUGAUGCGCUGGAAUUACAGUACUACGAUCCCCUUCAUGCAUACAGCUUGGCGAUGGUGAUACAGGGGCAGAUUGAGAUGGAUUCCUGACUUUGGGCCUUGUUGCCCUCGAAUAUACCCUUUCCUACCUUUCC
This is a messenger RNA of Lindgomyces ingoldianus, 1035 nucleotides long. Its product is annotated as NAD dependent epimerase/dehydratase family protein-like protein. NCBI's taxonomy places the organism in Eukaryota, Fungi, Ascomycota, Dothideomycetes, Pleosporales, Lindgomycetaceae. The record is from RefSeq and is a predicted model, not a curated record. Gene Ontology annotation, cellular component: cytoplasm. The transcript is spliced from 2 exons. Bases 105 to 794 code for a protein of 229 amino acids. Gene Ontology annotation, biological process: import into nucleus.